AUGAUAAACGAUUACAUUCACCAAUACGAGAUUAAUGCUUAUGCAUCAUUCCUCAGUAUGUUGUUUAGUCAGAAUGUUAACAUCAGUGAGGAUAACAAUCCUCUGAUAAAAAAGCUUGAGAAGGAACACAAAAUAUCAUUGGAAGAACGUAAUAUUGUUGUUGAUGAGCUCCAAAAGGACACCAUGCUUUAUAUAACCAGUAUGUUGUUUAGUCAGAAUGUUAACAUCAUUGAGGAUAACAAUCCUCUUAUAAAAAAGCUUGAGAAGGAACACAAAAUAUCAGUGGAAGAACGUAAUAUUGUUGUUGAUGAGCUCCAAAAGGACACCAUGCUUUAUAUAACCAGUAUGUUGUUUAGUCAGAAUGUUAACAUCAGUGAGGAUAACAAUCCUCUGAUAAAAAAGCUUGAGAAGGAACACAAAAUAUCAUUGGAAGAACGUAAUAUUGUUGUUGAUGAGCUCCAAAAGGACACCAUGCUUUAUAUAACCAGUAUGUUGUUUAGUCAGAAUGUUAACAUCAUUGAGGAUAACAAUCCUCUUAUAAAAAAGCUUGAGAAGGAAUACAAAAUAUCAGUGGAAGAACGUAAUAUUGUUGUUGAUGAGCUCCAAAAGGACACCAUGCUUUAUAUAACCAGUAUGUUGUUUAGUCAGAAUGUUAACAUCAGUGAGGAUAACAAUCCUCUGAUAAAAAAGCUUGAGAAGGAACACAAAAUAUCAUUGGAAGAACGUAAUAUUGUUGUUGAUGAGCUCCAAAAGGACACCAUGCUUUAUAUAACCAGUAUGUUGUUUAGUCAGAAUGUUAACAUCAUUGAGGAUAACAAUCCUCUUAUAAAAAAGCUUGAGAAGGAACACAAAAUAUCAGUGGAAGAACGUAAUAUUGUUGUUGAUGAGCUCCAAAAGGACACCAUGCUUUAUAUAACCAGUAUGUUGUUUAGUCAGAAUGUUAACAUCAGUGAGGAUAACAAUCCUCUGAUAAAAAAGCUUGAGAAGGAACACAAAAUAUCAUUGGAAGAACGUAAUAUUGUUGUUGAUGAGCUCCAAAAGGACACCAUGCUUUAUAUAACCAGUAUGUUGUUUAGUCAGAAUGUUAACAUCAUUGAGGAUAACAAUCCUCUUAUAAAAAAGCUUGAGAAGGAAUACAAAAUAUCAGUGGAAGAACGUAAUAUUGUUGUUGAUGAGCUCCAAAAGGACACCAUGCUUUAUAUAACCAGUAUGUUGUUUAGUCAGAAUGUUAACAUCAGUGAGGAUAACAAUCCUCUGAUAAAAAAGCUUGAGAAGGAACACAAAAUAUCAUUGGAAGAACGUAAUAUUGUUGUUGAUGAGCUCCAAAAGGACACCAUGCUUUAUAUAACCAGUAUGUUGUUUAGUCAGAAUGUUAACAUCAGUGAGGAUAACAAUCCUCUUAUAAAAAAGCUUGAGAAGGAAUACAAAAUAUCAGUGGAAGAACGUAAUAUUGUUGUUGAUGAGCUCCAAAAGGACACCAUGCUUUAUAUAACCAGUAUGUUGUUUAGUCAGAAUGUUAACAUCAGUGAGGAUAACAAUCCUCUGAUAAAAAAGCUUGAGAAGGAACACAAAAUAUCAUUGGAAGAACGUAAUAUUGUUGUUGAUGAGCUCCAAAAGGACACCAUGCUUUAUAUAACCAGUAUGUUGUUUAGUCAGAAUGUUAACAUCAUUGAGGAUAACAAUCCUCUUAUAAAAAAGCUUGAGAAGGAAUACAAAAUAUCAGUGGAAGAACGUAAUAUUGUUGUUGAUGAGCUCCAAAAGGACACCAUGCUUUAUAUAACCAGUAUGUUGUUUAGUCAGAAUGUUAACAUCAGUGAGGAUAACAAUCCUCUGAUAAAAAAGCUUGAGAAGGAACACAAAAUAUCAUUGGAAGAACGUAAUAUUGUUGUUGAUGAGCUCCAAAAGGACACCAUGCUUUAUAUAACCAGUAUGUUGUUUAGUCAGAAUGUUAACAUCAGUGAGGAUAACAAUCCUCUUAUAAAAAAGCUUGAGAAGGAAUACAAAAUAUCAGUGGAAGAACGUAAUAUUGUUGUUGAUGAGCUCCAAAAGGACACCAUGCUUUAUAUAACCAGUAUGUUGUUUAGUCAGAAUGUUAACAUCAGUGAGGAUAACAAUCCUCUGAUAAAAAAGCUUGAGAAGGAACACAAAAUAUCAUUGGAAGAACGUAAUAUUGUUGUUGAUGAGCUCCAAAAGGACACCAUGCUUUAUAUAACCAGUAUGUUGUUUAGUCAGAAUGUUAACAUCAUUGAGGAUAACAAUCCUCUUAUAAAAAAGCUUGAGAAGGAAUACAAAAUAUCAGUGGAAGAACGUAAUAUUGUUGUUGAUGAGCUCCAAAAGGACACCAUGCUUUAUAUAACCAGUAUGUUGUUUAGUCAGAAUGUUAACAUUAGUGAGGAUAACAAUCCUCUGAUAAAAAAGCUUGAGAAGGAACACAAAAUAUCAUUGGAAGAACGUAAUAUUGUUGUUGAUGAGCUCCAAAAGGACACCAUGCUUUAUAUAACCAGUAUGUUGUUUAGUCAGAAUGUUAACAUCAUUGAGGAUAACAAUCCUCUUAUAAAAAAGCUUGAGAAGGAAUACAAAAUAUCAGUGGAAGAACGUAAUAUUGUUGUUGAUGAGCUCCAAAAGGACACCAUGCUUUAUAUAACCAGUAUGUUGUUUAGUCAGAAUGUUAACAUUAGUGAGGAUAACAAUCCUCUGAUAAAAAAGCUUGAGAAGGAACACAAAAUAUCAUUGGAAGAACGUAAUAUUGUUGUUGAUGAGCUCCAAAAGGACACCAUGCUUUAUAUAACCAGUAUGUUGUUUAGUCAGGAUGUUAACAUCAUUGAGGAUAACAAUCCUCUUAUAAAAAAGCUUGAGAAGGAAUACAAAAUAUCAGUGGAAGAACGUAAUAUUGUUGUUGAUGAGCUCCAAAAGGACACCAUGCUUUAUAUAACCAGAUGUGAGAUUUUGAUGAAUAUACUAUUUAACCCAACAACUUCAUCUCCCAAACAGUCACGAGUAUCUCAAAUAAUGGCAAAAAAUCUCUUUAGUUAUCAUCAUUUUGAUCCGUUGGAGCAACCGAUACCACCUAAAUCUGAUUUAAAAUUGCUAGAGUCUUCUAAGUCGGCUAGGGUUCAUAUUCAAAUAGAAGAAAAAGCUAGAAACCGAAACCAAGAAAUAGUGAUUACAGCAUUAAGUUGGUCCUUGGAAUUCUUGAAAAGGGAAAAUGUGUUAUCUACUGCAGAUAAUAUAGGGUUGUCACUCAAACACGGUGAUAACUCAAGAUACAAGAUACUUGACAACAGACAAGCACUGGAAUAUUCAAUUAUAGAAGGAGAUGUCGUAAGACAUUUGUAUGGCAUGUUAUGCCUGCACCAUUCUGUUGACAGUGAUGGGAAACUGCCAGAAUCUUGCGAUAUUUUGAUAACUAGACUUGGCAUAAAUGACUUCAUUUUGACUCGACUCCUGUAG
This is a messenger RNA of Vicia villosa (hairy vetch), 3450 nucleotides long. RefSeq lists its product as uncharacterized. The transcript is spliced from 41 exons. NCBI's taxonomy places the organism in Eukaryota, Viridiplantae, Streptophyta, Magnoliopsida, Fabales, Fabaceae. The record is from RefSeq and is a predicted model, not a curated record. The coding region runs from base 1 to 3450 and encodes 1149 amino acids.